Molecule: messenger RNA, 3713 nt
Organism: Exserohilum turcica Et28A
Lineage: Eukaryota; Fungi; Ascomycota; Dothideomycetes; Pleosporales; Pleosporaceae
Exons: 7
Coding region: 24-3614 (1196 amino acids)
Biological process (GO): gluconeogenesis; pyruvate metabolic process
Cellular component (GO): cytoplasm
Molecular function (GO): pyruvate carboxylase activity; ATP binding; metal ion binding
Source: RefSeq, a predicted model, not a curated record
CACACACACAGCUGCCCACCACCAUGUCGGCGCUUGCAGCUGAUCCGGCCAGCUCGUCGGCCAUUGACGACAACGAGUUCGACGAGGAGCAUGGCGAGCACCACCCCCACAGGAACUCGGUGCACCACCGGCUGCGAGCGAGCAGCUCCAUCAUGCAGCUGAAGAAGCUGCUGGUGGCCAACCGAGGAGAGAUCCCCAUUCGCAUCUUCCGUACAGCCCACGAGCUGUCUCUGCACACGGUGGCAGUCUACAGUCACGAGGACCGCCUCAGCAUGCACAGGCAAAAGGCCGACGAGGCCUAUGAGAUCGGCGCGCGGGGCCAGUACUCGCCCGUCGGCGCCUACCUGGCAGGCGACGAGAUCAUCAAGAUUGCCGUCGAACACAAUGUGAACAUGAUUCACCCGGGCUAUGGCUUCCUGUCGGAGAACGCAGAGUUUGCCCGCAACGUCGAGAAGGCCGGCCUCAUUUUUGUAGGCCCCUCUCCCGACACCAUUGACGCUCUCGGCGACAAGGUCUCUGCCCGUAAGCUUGCCGUCAAGUGCAACGUCCCCGUCGUGCCGGGCACCCCUGGCCCAGUGGACAGGUUCGAGGAUGCCAAGGCCUUUACUGAUGAAUAUGGAUUUCCCAUCAUCAUCAAGGCUGCCUUUGGUGGUGGUGGCCGUGGCAUGCGUGUAGUCCGCGAGCAGUCGACGCUCAAGGACUCGUUUGAGCGUGCCACAUCAGAGGCCAAGUCGGCUUUCGGCAACGGAACCGUCUUCAUUGAGCGCUUCCUCGACAAGCCCAAGCACAUUGAGGUCCAGCUUUUGGGUGACAACCAGGGCAACGUCGUCCAUCUGUACGAGCGUGACUGCAGUGUCCAGCGUCGUCACCAAAAGGUUGUUGAGAUUGCUCCCGCCAAGGAUCUCCCGGUCGAGACCCGCGAUGCUAUUCUUGCCGACGCUGUCAGGCUGGCACAGAGUGUCAAGUACCGAAACGCUGGUACUGCUGAGUUCCUGGUUGACCAGCAGAACCGCUACUACUUCAUUGAGAUCAACCCACGUAUUCAGGUCGAGCACACCAUUACCGAGGAGGUUACCGGCAUCGAUAUCGUUGCUGCGCAGAUUCAGAUUGCUGCUGGUGCAUCUCUUGAGCAGCUUGGCCUGACUCAGGACCACAUCUCUACUCGCGGCUUUGCCUUCCAAUGCCGUAUCACCACAGAAGACCCCGCCCAGAGCUUUGCUCCUGACACUGGAAAGAUUGAGGUCUACCGUUCCGCUGGUGGAAACGGCGUCCGUCUUGACGGUGGUAAUGGAUUCGCAGGAGCCAUCAUUACUCCUCACUACGAUUCCAUGUUGGUCAAGUGUUCUUGCCGUGGUUCAACAUACGAAAUCGUGCGCCGUAAGAUGCUUCGUGCACUGGUCGAGUUCCGUAUUCGUGGAGUCAAGACCAACAUUCCCUUCUUGAUCAAGCUGCUCACACACCCUACGUUUGUCGACGGUCAGUGCUGGACUACUUUCAUCGACGACACACCGGCGCUCUUCGACUUGAUUGGAUCUCAGAACCGUGCUCAGAAGCUCCUCGCAUACCUCGGCGACCUAGCUGUCAACGGCAGUCAGAUCAAGGGACAGAUUGGCGAGCCCAAGUUCAAGGGUGCUAUCCCUAUCCCAGCCAUCCACAACAAGGAUGGCAAGAAGAUUGAUACUUCUGCUCCUUGCACCGAGGGCUGGAGGAACGUGAUUCUCAAGGAAGGCCCUGAGGGCUUUGCAAAGGCUGUGCGUGCCAACAAGGGCUGUCUGAUCAUGGACACGACCUGGCGUGAUGCCCAUCAGUCGCUCCUUGCUACUCGUGUCCGAACUGUUGAUCUGCUCAACAUUGCCAAGGAGACUAGCCAUGCCUACUCCAAUGCCUGGGCUCUCGAGUGCUGGGGAGGAGCCACUUUCGACGUGGCCAUGCGCUUCCUUUACGAAGAUCCUUGGGACCGUCUCAGGAAGAUGAGAAAGCUUGUGCCCAACAUUCCCUUCCAAAUGCUUCUUCGCGGUGCCAACGGUGUCGCAUACUCUUCUCUUCCCGACAACGCCAUCUUCCACUUCUGCGAGCAGGCAAAGAAGAAUGGUGUUGACAUCUUCCGUGUCUUCGACGCGCUGAACGAUGUCGAGCAACUUGAGGUCGGUAUCAAGGCCGUCAUCAAGGCUGGCGGUGUCGCUGAAGGUACCGUCUGCAUUUCGGGUGAUAUGUUGAACCCAAAGAAGAAGUACAACUUGGAGUACUACUUGGGCAUUGUUGAGAAGAUUGUCAACAUGGGCGCCCACGUUCUCGGAAUCAAGGACAUGGCUGGUGUGCUCAAGCCUCGUGCUGCUCGCCUUUUGGUUAGCACCAUCCGCAAGAAGUACCCCGAUCUGCCUAUCCACGUCCACACACACGACUCUGCUGGUACCGGUGUUGCAUCCAUGGCUGCUUGCGCCGAGGCUGGCGCAGACGCUGUUGAUGCCGCUAUCGACAGCAUGUCGGGUAUGACCUCUCAGCCCAGUGUGGGUGCUAUUCUUGCAUCCCUGGAGGGUACCGAGUUCGACGCCGGUCUGGAUGCCCACAUGAUCCGCAACCUCGAUGCCUACUGGGCUCAGCUUCGUCUUCUCUACUCUCCGUUCGAGGCUGGUCUGACGGGUCCUGACCCUGAGGUCUACGAGCAUGAGAUUCCAGGAGGUCAACUCACGAACCUCAUCUUCCAGGCUUCCCAACAGGGUCUUGGUGAGCAGUGGGCUCAGACCAAGAAGGCCUACGAACAGGCCAACGACUUGCUCGGCGACAUUGUCAAGGUCACUCCCACAUCCAAGGUUGUUGGUGACUUGGCUCAGUUCAUGGUCUCCAACAAGCUUUCUUACGACGAUGUUCUGGCCAAGGCUGAGCAGCUUGACUUCCCAUCUUCAGUCCUGGAAUUCUUCGAGGGACUCAUGGGCCAGCCAUACGGCGGCUUCCCCGAGCCCCUUCGCACACAAGCCCUCCGUGGCCGAAGGAAGAUGGACAAGCGCCCUGGUCUCUACCUCGAUCCCGUCGAUAUCGUCAAGACCAAGGCUGACCUCAAGGCCAAGUGGGGUGACGCCACAGAGUGUGAUGUAGCAUCCUACAUCAUGUACCCCAAGGUCUUUGAAGACUACAAGAAGUGGACAACCAAGUACGGAGACCUCUCUGUUCUGCCCACUCGCUACUUCUUGUCCAAGCCUGAGAUUGGUGAGGAGUUCCACGUCGAGCUCGAGAAGGGUAAGGUCCUGAUCCUUAAGCUUCUGGCCAUUGGACCUCUUUCCGAGCAAACCGGACUUCGUGAGGUCUUCUACGAGAUGAACGGCGAGACCCGUACAGUGACGGUUGAGGACCAGCACGCGGCCAUUGAGAACGUUUCACGACCCAAGGCCGAUCCCACAGACAGCAGCCAAGUCGGAUCGCCCAUGUCUGGUGUCUUGGUUGAGGUGCGUGUUCACGACGGCAGCGAUGUCAAGAAGGGUGACCCUGUUGCUAUCCUCAGCGCCAUGAAGAUGGAGAUGGUUAUUUCCGCACCACACUCUGGUAAGGUCAGCAACCUGUCUGUCCGAGAGGGAGACUCUGUCGACUCUGGUGAUCUUGUUUGCAAGCUGGUCAAGUGAGCAAGACAUUUUUCACAAAUUGGCGAUUGUUAAGAUAAUGACUCUGAGAAUGAAAAUGACUAGAUAGCACAAAAUUAGGCGCAAGGAUGCCAUGAUGAC